This is a messenger RNA of Vitis riparia (riverbank grape), 2122 nucleotides long. Its product is annotated as protein WVD2-like 7. The coding region runs from base 194 to 1897 and encodes 567 amino acids. The transcript has 9 exons. The record is from RefSeq and is a predicted model, not a curated record. NCBI's taxonomy places the organism in Eukaryota, Viridiplantae, Streptophyta, Magnoliopsida, Vitales, Vitaceae.
GGCAUAACAUAAAAAAAUUGCAUCACACUUCUCUUUUCUUUCUUGUGCUUGGCCUACCUUUCCAGAAGAUGGACCCAGUGCUUUUCAUUUGAAUUUCAAAUUUCUGGGGGUUUACAAAAGAGAGACACUGGGAUAAGGAGGGUGAGCAAGAGUCCAGAGUUGAAUUUUUCUAGUGUGUCGAUACUGCAGAGACAUGGAAGAAUCAGCUUGUCUUAUGCAUGCAUUUUCUUAUGUUUCUGGCAUUUGCCAUGAAGCCAAAGAGGGAAACCCCAUGCAUUCUCUUGGAGAGUCAAUCUCCUUUGGGAGGUUCAUGUCGGAGUCCUUAUCUUGGGAGAAAUGGUCAUCCUUCUCCAACAACCGCUAUGUCGAAGAGGCCGAGAGAUACGCCCGGCCUGGAUCAGUUGCGCAGAAGAAAGCUUUCUUUGAGGCUCACUACAAGAGGAUUGCUGCUAAAAAGGCGGCAGCCUUGCUUGAGCAGGCAAAUGCUGCAGAAAAUAAUGCCCCUGAAGCAGCAUAUGAAGGGUGUGUUGACAAUGCUGCUGCAAAAUUUUCACAGACACCUAUUUCAGACUCCAAUGUUGCGGUUGAAGAGCAGCAGGAGGUCAAGGCCAUAGAUUCUGAGGCAGAUUUUAGGGUUGAUUCCAAUGGGUAUAACCCUAAUGUUGAAGUGAAUGUAUUGGAAAGUAGCAAGGUCAUGGCAGGACUAGGAGCUGAUCCAGUGACCAAAGACCAGGUUCUUGUGGAGAACCCUACAAAAAUUGAAUCAUCAGACAAGGUUGGGGAUGCUGAGAACCACAACAAGGGUACUGAAUUGGAACUUAGCAGAACAACCCAAAUGGAGAAACCUUUAUUGAAGAAGAAUCCGGACCCCAAUCAAGAAGUUUUGGCCUCAGUGACCAAGAAGAAGCCCACAACUCCUUCCACAAAGCCAUCUGUUUAUAGUAGAGCACAAAAGCUCCCUUCUUCACCUACCAAACCCACAGCUCCUUUUCACCCCAGGAAGGAAAACAUUGCCACUCCAAUUAGUAGGAAGCCAGCCACAGAGUCCUCAGAUAAAAAGAGAUCAACUCCAUUAUCACAUCAUCUGUCAAUCAAUAUAGCCUCUGCAAGAGAACCUACUAAAUUAAGCAACCCGGUUGUCCGGAAGAUUGAAACUUCAAGAGGUGGUACUAGUUUUUCUAAGGCAUCUAAGGAUUGCUCCACUCCUCUGAGAACUCCAACUAGGGCGCCUAUUAAUGGGGCAUCAAAGCAUCCUUCAGCAACCCCUUCCUCAGAAAAUAGAAGGGUCAGAACACCUGGUGAUCCCUUGGCCUCUGGAAGCAGAACCACUGGCUCAAAAUGCCGCUUCCUCCCUACAUAUUGUACAGACCCUUUGAGUGCCUUGAGAAACAAAUCACAGUCACCAAAUUUUUCCACUUCUUUCAACUUGAGAACAGAAGAAAGAGCAGCAAGAAGAAAGAAGCUUGAAGAGAGAUUUAAUGCCAAGGAGACAGAAAAAGUGCAGCUGCAAACAAAAAUUAAGGAGAAAGCCGAAUCAGAGCUUAGAAAACUGCGGCAAACCCUUUGCUUCAAAGCCAGACCAUUGCCUGACUUUUACAAGGAAAGAGAGACACUCAAGGGCCAGACUAAGAAGAUUCCAGCAACGCAUCAUGAGUCACCUAAACCUGGAAGAAAGCCCACUACCAGCGCAGUGCAUCCUCAGUCACCCAAGCCUGGACGAAAGCUCACUACCAGUACAGUGCAGGGGCCGAAGCCUCUUCCCCCGCAGUGGCCUUGUAUCAAGAGCAGUGGCUCCAAGCAUGUUGCAGAAAAGAUUAAUCAAGCCCCAAACACUCCUCUCAUAUCAGUGCGUGUCAUUACGACUCAUGAGAAUAGAUCCCCAAAUAUUCAGCAGUGAUAAGCAAAAGACGAGUAUUGCUGCUGCAGCUGCAUUUAAAUUAAUCUCCAGAGUUGUAUGGAAAAUUUAUGACCAUUGCUGUAAAUUACAAGCUACUUUGAGUAGUAUUAUAUGGAGAUUGAAGUGCUAGGUGAGUGCGUCCUUCAAUAAAUCUGUAGUGGACAUGUACUAUAGUAAAAUUUAUCCCUUUAUCUGUAUCUUGGAAAAAAAUAGCAUAUUUUGCCA